This is a messenger RNA of Adelges cooleyi (spruce gall adelgid), 2403 nucleotides long. RefSeq names its product protein penguin (gene peng). The transcript has 12 exons. Bases 226 to 2169 code for a protein of 647 amino acids. Gene Ontology annotation, biological process: regulation of translation. Gene Ontology annotation, cellular component: nucleolus. The record is from RefSeq and is a predicted model, not a curated record. Gene Ontology annotation, molecular function: mRNA binding. NCBI's taxonomy places the organism in Eukaryota, Metazoa, Arthropoda, Insecta, Hemiptera, Adelgidae.
CUGUAAACACUGCAAAUGCACAUGGUCCGAGCAAUUGUAUAUUCGACUCGAUUCUCGAAUCUAGUAAGGUUUGGUUUCGAACUUUGUUUACAUCGUGUUUGCACGUUGCAAAAUAUAUAUUAUCUAACGAAUAACUUAUUCAUUCAGUUGAAUAUAAACGAUUUGGUGAUCUUAUUGACAACCGAGUACUAAUUAUCAAUAUUAUUCUUAAAAAUUGUUUUUAAAAUGACUGUCAAACGUUCAUCAGCUAAAGAUAAUAAUCUCAAAGGAAAAAUUGCAAAAUUAAAGGAUGAAGAAACAACUAUUGAUUAUACUAAAUCUUUAACAUCAGGGGAUGUCGAUUUGAUUGAAUCUGGAGAUGAAAAAUUGUCUAAAAUUGAAGGAAAACCUAAAAAACUAUUGGUUAAAAAAAAAGAAAAUAAGAAAAAAGAAAUAUCAACUACAUCAGAAUCUAUUAAAAACAAAAAAGGAUCUAAAAAACCAAAAGGAAAACCAGACAAAAAAGAAGAUAAACCUACAGAAAAACCUAAUUGGAAAGAGUUUAAAAAAGAAAAGCAAGACUUGCGAGUGAAACGUAAGCAACAAAGGUGUCCAUUUUACGAGACCACCUUAAAAGUUAAACAGUUAUGGGAAAACGUACGCAGAGAGGAUUGUCCCAAAGAGAAAAAAGAAACAUUGUUGAACGAUCUUCUUAAAUUUUCCAAGUCUCACUUAGAACCUAUGGUUCAGUCACACGAUACAUCGCGUAUCGUUCAAUGGAUGUUGAAAUUAGGAACGCCUGAAAUUCGUACACAAGUAAUUAACGAGUUGAUAAAACAUGUUCCGAAAAUGCUACUCUCCAAGUACGCUUCUUUGUGUGUCAAAAACAUGUUGAAACACGGAGAUGUUGAACAACGAAAACUCAUGAUUAACUCGUUGAAAGGAAAAACGUAUGAGCUUACAUUGCGUACCAAUGCUUCGAAAAUAAUGGAUUUGAUCUACACGACUUACGCAACUCCGGAGCAGCAGAAUUCAAUGAUGCACGAAAUGUACGGAGCAUCAAACAUUUUAUGUGAAGCGCAAAAUGUGCUCUCGUUUGCUGAUGUUCUAAAGAAUUCCCCAAACACCAAAGACAUUAUUCUCGCAAAGACUAAAGAACACAUUAAAAAAUUCAUGUUAAAGGAGAAGAACUCCAUGCAGACCACGUUGGUACACAAUUUGAUUUAUGAGUACAUUUUGUAUACUGGUGGUAAAGAUUGUGGUGAACUUUUUACAUCACUUAGAGAAUUUCCGCUGGAACAUUUCUAUACAUCCAAGAGUGGGUGUCAUAUCGCUAUGUACAUAUUGUGGACAUCAUCGCCUAAAGAAAAAAAAUCUAUUCUGAAGCAUAUUAAAACUACUGGAGCUACUAAUGAUUUAGUAAAUAUGGAAUUUGGACAUUUAAUUUUGUUAGCACUUUUCGAUUCUGUUGAUGACACAGUGCUUGUAAAAAAGACAAUUAUUCCAGAAAUAUUAAAUAACUUAGACACUAUUGCUACUAAUGAAUAUGGUCGUAGAGUCAUAUUGUACUUGGUUUCUUGGAGAGAUUCGUCAUAUUUUCAUCCACAUGAUAUUGAAGAAUUAAAGAGGGGCGAUUCUGUUAAAGACAGUAAAAAAGAAGAUGAGAUACGCGUCAAAGAAUUGUUGAAUGCUGUUUCUGAUCGUAUUCUCAAACAUGUUCAAGAAAACCCACAGUUUUGGUUAAGUAACUCAUCAAUAGCAAUGGUUUUGCUAGGAAUUCUGAAAUCAGGAAGUGGUGAAAAUUUAAAAGAAGCAAUGACAGCUAUUGCGAAUCAUAUAGUGAAUUCGGAUAAUCAAUUAACUGAAAAAGAAAAACAAGUCCCGAUGUAUGAGCACGCUGGUCUUCACAUGAUGUUACGAAAACUGAUAGGCCACGACCAGGCUAUAGUUGACAAAGAUCAAACGACGUUUUCCGAAAUUUUAUCGUUGUCAUUGACUAAAGAUAUAUUGAAAUCCUGGGUGCAGUGCAAUCGUACAUGCUUCUUGCUUGUUGCUAUUUUUGAAUCCAAAAUCGAUUCGGCCAUAAAGAACAUAAAAUCGUUAAUGACUCCGACUUUGAUGAAAACAUUGCAAACCAAUAGUUUUUCAGGGGCCAAAGUGUUAAUAAAAAAACUUAAGGAGAAAGCAUAAUAUCAAUAAUCCUAUUUGUUAAUACUUUUUACUAAAUGUAUUACGUGUUACAUUGUUAAUGUAAAUCACUUAUGUAAGGUAUAUAAUAUUACUUUUUAGGUAGAGAUUUAAUUUUUUGUAAGUUAAAACAAUAUUAUAUUCUUACUUUUGUGAUAUUUUUAUUUUUGAUGUUAUUAUAUUUUCUACAAUAUGACACAAUUGUAAAAAAUAAAUACAAAUAGAAUUUUGACUAUG